UCUCCAACUGCAGAAAAGGCAGCAUGAGAUUCUUUCUGCUCUCUCACUCCCAGCCCCACAACCACAAAAACACACACACAUGCAUGUUGUUCAUCUUGGCAGCUAGCUUGCCCUGCAACCAAGCAAACACAACAGCUCACCUGCCUCUUGCCUCUCUGCUUGCUGCUCCCUGCCAUUGUCCCUCACACACACACACAAACUACACACCAAUCUGAAUCUUUUUCCCUCAGCAUGAAUCAUCAUCAUCGUCAUCAGCUAUCCAUAUCAUUCCAUCAGUCUCCUUUGCUUCCUUCUCCUCAUGCAUUCUGUCUGCCCUGACCAGGACAUGCUGCCAUGUCGACCUGCCAUUCUUCACCACCAUCGCUCGUGGACCUCGUGAGCCUCCCACCUUCUUCUCCGGCGGGCGGCGGCGGCGGUGGCGCCGGCGCCGGCGUGGUGCAGGUGGUGCCGCUGGACGUCAGCGAGGAGCUCCUGGGCAAGUUCCAGGACACCAGCGAGUUCGGCUUCGAGUACGAGAAGAGCGGCCUCUGGUCGCCGCUGGUGGUGCGGCCGGAGGCCCUCGUGCUCGCCGGCGGCGGGAAGCGCCGGCGCCGGAGCUGGAGGAGGAAGGUGUUUUGCUGCUGGUGAGUGACAGUCUGACAUGCAUGAAGCAUGGGGAGCUUUGAUCAUUAGGCAAAGGACUCAUGGAUAUGAUUCUGCAGUUUAGGGAGUUUUUCAUGUAAUUAUGGGAAUAUUGAUUGGAUGUAUAAUUGCGUUUCACGGAGUAGUAAUUUCACCUUGCCUUCCUCUUUUUAAUUUUGGCUUUGUAACGAGGAAACAUGUAGAAAAUUAGUACUCAAAUGACUUGUGUGUAGUAGGGAUUGUAGUGGUGUGUUCACUGAUUUUCAGUUUGGUAGAAAACCUGAUGCUGUGCAAAAUAUAUGAAUGCUUGUGUUUUAACUGUUCAUUUA
Messenger RNA from Oryza sativa Japonica Group (Japanese rice), 950 nucleotides. RefSeq lists its product as uncharacterized. The record is from RefSeq and is a predicted model, not a curated record. NCBI's taxonomy places the organism in Eukaryota, Viridiplantae, Streptophyta, Magnoliopsida, Poales, Poaceae.